Messenger RNA from Wyeomyia smithii (pitcher-plant mosquito), 2768 nucleotides. RefSeq lists its product as uncharacterized. The record is from RefSeq and is a predicted model, not a curated record. The transcript is spliced from 4 exons. The coding region runs from base 190 to 1860 and encodes 556 amino acids. Lineage: Eukaryota; Metazoa; Arthropoda; Insecta; Diptera; Culicidae.
GUCAACGCGCAUUAAAACUGAGAACGACGACAACGAACAUCAUUCGCGAUGCAAAAUCAAAACAUAAACCAUAGCUGCUAGCAUUUUUCUUUUAAAAAAAUCUAAGUUCUCAGAUGCAUACGCAUUCUUGUUAUAUUUUCGUUUUUUGUUCGUAUAUAGUUUUCGUAGCCACAAAUCUGAUAGCAAAAAAUGACCUAUUCACAUUUGAUAGAAAAAUUCAAGGUCGGGAAACGCUUUGUACUGCUCGAUUUGGUGGUCAAGCCUGACUGCGAAGAACUUUGGCAAUCGUCCGGUCCAGAAAACAAGUUCCUUCAGAGGGAUGAAUGGAAGCUCAUAUACUGCCACUUGGAAACGAUUUUCAAAAAUCAUUUUGGAGAUAGCGGCAAAAAGCCAACAGAUCAGUGUGUCAUCGAUAAAGAAUACGAGCUUCGGUUAAAGGAAAGGCCGAAUAUUUUGAUUCGAUAUGAGGUUAAAGGCCAAAAUGAACGAGACAAUUUGAACUUUAUAUUUCAUGAAAGCGAACGAAAGCUACACAAAGACUGUUUCAGUAUCCUGAUCUUGGACGAUACAAGAGAAAUAUACCGUCAGUUAGAUGAGCAAAAAGCAACAAUCGACCGGCUUCGGAAGGAAAACGUAAAGCUCAAGACUUUACCAGAGUCUAGUCAGGAGUAUACGCCGUCUCCCAUUUCUGUCAAGCAAAAUCUAUCCACAGGAUCAUUACAUGAUAGUCACCCGGAGUACGUUCCGAUAGCGCUCAAUGGAAGCUCCCCUUCACCGCACAAAUCCCAUUACAAACCAACCAAGAUUGCCGAUGCCUGUAAGAUAGAACCAGAUCCGUACACCCCCAGUUCCAGCCAGGAACCGAACACCCGCCAUGCAACAUAUAUUCCAUCGAUCUACGGCACUCCAGGUAGAAGCGAGGGAAAAGUGAAUGAAGAGGCGAACAAAAGUGUGGACGACAUUUUCGGCCAGGAAUCUCCGUCGAAAGCUGUCGAUCUAUUUGGAAGCAGCAGCGAUGAAAUUCCAAAGUUGGACGACGGAAAACGAAUGCAACUGCCGAGGAAGACAAAAUUACAAAAUCAAUCCGAGGGAAAUAAUCAUAUCAGCAAAGCAUCCACUAAAACUCCGCCAAAUUUGAAACGCCGUCGAAGGGAGUCCGAACAGAAGUGCACGAAACUGGAAGGUUGGCUCGUGAAACAACCGGCCAGUCCGUCUUCCUGCAAACUUGAAAUCGAAAAAACCACGUCCAAACAAUCGUCUAAAAACAAAAAGAAUGCUGACAUUAAAAAACCCAAAAAGGAAUUUGUAGCUCCCGUCUUAAGACAGCCAGUGGACAGAGAAAAACUGCGUGUCGAAGAGGAAAAUAUGCGCAAGACAUUGGCCAAUCUUGACAAGCUGGAUAAAAUGCUCCCGGAGGAUAAAAGCCAGCUGGAUGUUCCAAUACUAAACUGCUUCAAGCUAUCAGUUGCAGAUAUUCAAGACACAUUCCGAGAAUACGAGCAUGAGCUACGGAAAAUCUUCAAGCGCUACAAGGACCAAUCGGAACGCCAAUGGCAGCUGGCAGAGGAAUUGUGUUACUUCACCGAAGUGACGAGCGUCCUGGAAGAAGAUCAGAAGUACGCCAUGUUGAAACGACUUGAGACAGAGUUCGUGCCGCCGGAGAAGUCUGGCAUGUACACUGAAUUUUUCACAUCAACGCUUAUUAUGGAGUGGGGCUUGCGUAUCUGGAUGAAGCUGUUCAACUACUCAAAUCGCAGGGAAGCACUGGACCGUAUUAGACUGCAAGAGGAGGCCAAUCCGAUCGAGCUCUCGUCUAGCUACCUGGCGUCAUUGACGUGCAGUGGCAAGAAACGGCGUUGAGAUGGCGUUUUUUUUUUCGUUAAAUAAUAUCUUUAUACAAUUGAUUUGCGUUUUCUUACAUUUUUAAAAUUUUUAAGUGAUUUAACAUCUAGUUUUUCAGGCUUUGUUCUUUAAGGUUUAAUUUUUGUAGUAUUCGUUGCUGUUUUUGCUGUAUUGCAUAUUGUAUUAAUUUACCGAUUCUAUUGGAUUGGGUCAAACGUUGAGGUGGCGAGCAGGGUUGCCACAUUUAUAUCUGUAUUUUUCUUUGAAAAUAUCUGUAUAUCUGUAUCUCGGGCCAAAUAAUCUGUACAUAUUAAAAAUCUAUCGAGCAAACUCAGAAUGUUGGAUGGAAAAAAAUUUACUUGCAGAACAUAUUUAAACAAAUUCAUUCUUCUCUACGUGAUGCACACGUGAUUCUCUACGUUCAUACAGGUUUUUGUUAAAUUCAUUUUUUAAAGUUUUCGUUAAUUUAAUAUUAGUAUCUCCUCCUUGGUCUGCAACGUAGCUUUCAGCUUUUAAAAUUGAGAUCAUUAGCUUUUUCUCGUUUUAACUAUAUAUUGAAAGUAUGCGUUCUAAACAAGCAGAAGAGUGUGGAUUUUUUUUAAAAAUUCUCACAAUUGAUCUGUAAUGGAAACUUGAAAUUACCAUCCCGCCUAAUUGUGUUCAACAGCUCAGACCAAGUUAAGUCAUUUGUUUCAAAGAAUCUUCCGGUCAAAAAGUUUUUUUUUUCAAGCGUGCGAAAUUCGUUGCCAUUUUUACAACAGUAUCGGUGAAAUCGCACCUCUUUGCAAUUUGUUUCACGAAUUUCGAAUAGAAAUCCUGACACGUUCAUUUUCACGCUUCGUUCAAGCACAGAACGGAAGGUCAUCUGUGAUACGAAAACUGCUAAGUGCUCAGUGAAUUUUGCAGCGCUCCCUAGGGGUGGAAAG